AUGGAGACGCUGCCGGACGACGUGGUGGUGGAGAUCCUGGUGCGCGUGACGGAUGUGGCAGCCCUCUUCCGCUGCGCCGCGACGUGCAAGCGAUGCCGCCUCCUCAUUGCCGAGCCGUCUUUCCUCCGCCGCCGCUGGCCUGAGGGCGUGAGUCACCAGUCCUCCCUGCUCGGCUUCUUCGCCAUGCAACAGCCCCGUGAAGAACCAACAGAAGGGAGCUCUGCUGCGCCCAUGCCGCCCUUCACCCCGGUGCCAUGGUCCCCGCUCGGAGAGCGCCACCGCUCCCUGACCAUCACCGCCCCUGGGGGUCGUGGCUGCCAGGUAACGCUGCUCACCUCGCGCCGUGGCCUUCUUGUUAUGCGGUUCUUCCCACUCGAGGAACCCAGCGAUGGGUACAUUAAGACCAUGAACCUGACAUUGUACGAUCCAAUCGCCGGCAAAAGCCGUCAGCUGCCUGAGUUGAAGAGCAAUAGACCUUUCCGAAUACAAGGAUGUGCCCUUCUAACCCGUGCGGAUUGUUGCCCGGACAAAACACGAGGAGCAGCGUCAUCGGUCCCCUCGUCCUUCCUCAAAGUGCUAAUCAUCGGCGUCGAUCAAGAUGGGCCAGGCGCUGAUCAAGAUGAGCCACGGCACAAUCUCCACGUGUUCACUUCCACGAAGUCGAGCUCGAGCUGGAACACGCCCAGGGAGUGCUUUCAGCCUUUGGAGGACGGCACGCGUGUGGUGUCCCAGCAGAUCAGCGCUGUCGUGUGCCAAGGCACUGCACAUUGGCUCUUCAGCAAUACGUCUAACUUGUACGCACUCACUGUGUGUGCUAGGACCACAGAGAUGUCCUUAACAAGGAUACCAGUCACACCGGAUCAACCUCGGCUGCUGCUCGGAGUCACCGAUGGCGGGUCGCCGUCAUUGCUUCGCUUGGACGGGCAAUGCACUAUGCUCGAGGUCUGGAAACGCCGAACUGACAACAUGUGUGGACACAACAACACAGGCCGCUGGCAUCGCACCAAGAAGAUCGAGUUACGACCACCCAAGUGGGGCAAGAUCGACCAGGUGCAGUGCGUGUGCGUGGGUGAGACAAGCGGCAUACUGCUCGUCAAGGACAAUCAACAAGACGUGUACAUCGUAGAUCUCCAAACAGGGGCAAUGGAGGCGGUCACCAGCUGGUUUCGAGGCAUUGUUUUGAGGGCCAUCCCUUUUGAGAUGGAUUGGCCAGCCUUCUUCACCCGUCGCUUGGCGAACACUAGGAUCAAACGAACUAAACCGGGAGGAGUUCUAUCAAAACUUGCUGACCCUUUUUGGGGACAAAUAGUAGUGUCGCUUAUCAUUGUAUCAAUUGCUAUGAGUUGGGCCUAG
Triticum urartu is the source of this 1353-nucleotide messenger RNA. NCBI's taxonomy places the organism in Eukaryota, Viridiplantae, Streptophyta, Magnoliopsida, Poales, Poaceae. The record is from RefSeq and is a predicted model, not a curated record.